Molecule: messenger RNA, 1016 nt
Organism: Hydra vulgaris (swiftwater hydra)
Lineage: Eukaryota; Metazoa; Cnidaria; Hydrozoa; Anthoathecata; Hydridae
Source: RefSeq, a predicted model, not a curated record
CAUUAAAAGUAAUAUUAUGAAUAUUUAAUUUAACAGGUCGUCAUUGCUGCUUAUUCUGUGAAAUCACAUCAAGUGAAAUGCAAUUGAACAUUGAAGCUAGAACGCGACCGAUUCUUUUGAGAACGCUUGCAACUUUAAAAUCAGAUUAUGAACGAUUCAAAAAUGAUGGAGGCAAUAUCAAACGUGCAAAGAAUUUCAAUAAUGUAAUUGAUGAGCCGUUAUUUGAUAUACCAAUUGAACAGGUUGAUAACAUAAAAAAGUUAUGUGACUCAAUUUCUCAAACAGUUUUUAAUAAUAUAGCAGAUAGAGAACAUCCAAUUUAUAUGGAGGCGGUUGACAUACAGCAAAAAUUUAAAGCAUUAUUUCACAAAUAUUCAAAGUGCGACAAUGAAAUGAAUUCAUGUCACUUAUUCAACGAAGAAAAUAUAAAGAGUUUCGAAACAGCUGUAUGCGAACUAAUGAAGUUUUUUAGAAGCACUUGGCCUAAUGAGUCAAUAACUCCAAAAAUGCACUUGUUGGAAAAUCAUAUUGGAGUUUUUUUGAGCACAUGAGGAGUUGGCCUUGGGCUAUAUGGGGAGCAAGGUGGCGAGAGUAUUCAUGCCGAGUUUAAUAAUAUUGGAAGAAUAUACUCAACCAUGUCUGGUACGAGAAAACUAGAAUGUAUCAUGAGAGAUCAUUUUUUAAGAAAUAAUUUAAUUGCGAGUUCGUUAAAACCGCCAAUCGACCCUCGAAGAAAAAAAUUAUAUAAUAAAAUUUAUAGUUUAUAUAUAAUAAAGUAUUUAUGCAAAUUAUUAUUAUGCAAUAAUUAUGUAAUUAUCAAAUUUAUUGUUUAAUUUAUUUAUAUAUUUAUUAUGUUUAUAUAAGGUUCUUAAAGAUUUCGAAAUAGGUCGGCCCUAUUAUUUUACGAUUAGUAGAAAAUUAGCGAAAUAUUAGCCAACUUUCAAGCUUCAAAUCUUUUUGUAAAAAAAAUGGCUGGUAAAAAUAAUAUGCUAAAUAAUAUAGCUCAACCUUUAUUC